AGAUGUAACGAAUAAAGUUUCUUACGAGUUACACUCUAUUCAACCACCGAGUCUGCCAGACGAAUACAAAUUAUUCGUUAAGUCCUCCAAAAAAAGCGAACAUGGAUACGAAAAAUCAAACUGCACUGGAAAAAAGAAGGCAUUGUUGAUUGGAAUUAAUUAUGUGGGAUCAGAAUAUCAAUUGAAAGGAUGUUUCAAUGAUGUCAACAGGAUCAAAAAAUUACUGAUCAACCAUUAUGACUUCAAGGAAUCCGAUAUUGUCACAUUGAUGGAUGACAAUCCAGCAGACUCAGGAAAAAUUCCCACUCGGGAAAACAUUAUCCGGCAUAUUAAAAAAUUGUUAGAGGACCCGCAGAAACAUGAUUCCGGACACGGCAGCCAAUUGGCUGAUGAGGAUGGUGACGAAGAAGAUGGCUUCGAUGAAACCAUUUUGCCUUUGGAUUGGAAGGUCAAGGGACAGAUCAUCGAUGAUGAAUUACACAGUCUGUUGGUGGAUCCUCUCCCCCCUGGCGUCCGUCUGACGGUAGUAUUCGACUCUUGCCACUCGGGUACCGUGCUUGACCUACCAUUUGUAUACUCUACCCGUGGUAAAAUUAAAAGAACCCCAAUAAUUUUGAAGGAUGUACAAGGCCUCAUCAAUGCCGGAUUAAAAUAUAUUCAUGGUGACUUCGAGGGAAUCAAGGAUAGCAUGAGAUCAUUGGUUACUGAAACUGUUUCGGGACUGAAAAUCCGUAGAAAGAAUAUUGAAACGAAAUCAAGUCCGGCAGAUGUUAUCAUGUUUAGCGGUUGCAAGGAUGAACAAACUUCAGCCGAUGCAAACGAAAGUGGAUUUGCAACCGGAGCGAUGUCGUACGCAUUAGUCAAGUCGUAA
Messenger RNA from Acaulospora colombiana, 871 nucleotides. Lineage: Eukaryota; Fungi; Glomeromycota; Glomeromycetes; Diversisporales; Acaulosporaceae. The record is from the annotation of a GenBank genome assembly.